ACCACUACUUCCGGGUUCUGGCAUUCUGGUUCAGAUCCACUUCUCUGCACUGUUCAACACACACACACAUACACACACGGGCAGCGUCUACUCGCGGGCGGGCGUUUCGCGGCAUCGAUCGUGGCUCCUUUAAGAAAAAAAGAGCAAGCCAGAAAUAUCAGCCCACCUCUUCUUGAUCUAAUUGAGAGACUGUUGCAUUAAAAAUCUACUCAGGAGCCGACAGUGAUCAAAGAAACGAGAGAGCUUGAUUUUUUUUGUAUGUAUCUGUGUAUUAACAUUUAAGGUGUCCCGACCAGAGGAAGCGCACGGCGGAUCAUCAUUCAUUCAGUACUUUGACAACCUCGCUUAAGAUUGACAGCUGGAGUGGCAAAAAGCCAUGCGACUCUCUAGUUUUGUUUGAGAAUCAAUUCCAUAGUGGUUUGAAAAAGAAGAUUUGGUCUGCGCACUGUUCCCGUCCUGGAGAAAGCCGAGGAGAUACUCGCCGUACUGAAUGUUUCGCCUUGAGCUGAACUUGCGCUGAAGGUCCGGCUUCGUCAUCCUUCUGAAGGAAACAUAAAGGGAUUUUUCAGUAUCGCAUUUGGAGUGUGCGUUGUAUUUUCUUUCACCCUGGCCUCAUAGGAGAUAUUUUAAUCUGAAGGAAGAAGAGGGAGUGAGGAAGGCCAAUGGCGCAAAGGUAUGAAGAUUUAUCCCAUUAUGGUAUGGACGGCGUAGGAAUCGCCAGCACGAUGUAUGGGGAUCCUCACGCUGCCAGACCCAUGCAGGCUGUUCAUCUGAAUCACGGUCCCCCGCUGCACGCGCACCAGUACCCGCACACUGCUCACAACGCCAUACCGCCCGGUAUGGGCCCUUCCGUCAACGAUGCAUUAAAAAGAGAUAAAGAUUCAAUUUACGGGCACCCUCUCUUCCCUCUGCUAGCACUGAUUUUUGAGAAAUGUGAAUUAGCGACUUGCACACCGAGAGAGCCCGGGGUUGCGGGAGGUGACGUUUGCUCAUCCGAGUCUUUCAAUGAAGAUAUAGCCGUAUUUGCUAAACAGAUUCGAGCAGAAAAACCCCUAUUUUCAUCAAAUCCGGAACUGGACAAUUUGAUGAUUCAAGCAAUCCAAGUAUUGCGGUUCCAUCUGCUGGAGUUGGAGAAGGUACACGAACUCUGUGACAAUUUCUGUCACCGGUAUAUCAGCUGUUUGAAGGGCAAGAUGCCAAUCGACUUGGUUAUAGAUGACAGGGAAGGUGGAUCCAAAUCAGACAGUGAAGAUAUCACGAGGUCAUCGGGAAACCUCGAUCAGACCUCGUGGAACAGAGACCAUGACGACACAGCGUCCAUACGUUCAGGAGGCACGCCGGGUCCCUCCAGCGGAGGACACACGUCUCACAGCGGGGACAACAGCAGCGAGCAAGGUAAGGAGCCAUGCUCUGCCAGGGGGAACUGAGGGGUCUGUGAAUCGUCAGCGACGAAGCUGCUCUGGGCCGC
Molecule: messenger RNA, 1468 nt
Organism: Brienomyrus brachyistius
Lineage: Eukaryota; Metazoa; Chordata; Actinopteri; Osteoglossiformes; Mormyridae
Product: homeobox protein Meis1-like
Exons: 7
Coding region: 663-1427 (254 amino acids)
Source: RefSeq, a predicted model, not a curated record